This is a messenger RNA of Raphanus sativus (radish), 1152 nucleotides long. Its product is annotated as probable prolyl 4-hydroxylase 11. Lineage: Eukaryota; Viridiplantae; Streptophyta; Magnoliopsida; Brassicales; Brassicaceae. Bases 119 to 982 code for a protein of 287 amino acids. Gene Ontology annotation, cellular component: endoplasmic reticulum. Gene Ontology annotation, biological process: peptidyl-proline hydroxylation to 4-hydroxy-L-proline. The record is from RefSeq and is a predicted model, not a curated record. The transcript has 6 exons. Gene Ontology annotation, molecular function: iron ion binding; L-ascorbic acid binding; procollagen-proline 4-dioxygenase activity.
UUAAAAAGAAAAAGUAAACCUCUAGAUAAAUACAUAUAGCCCUAAUCGCUUUCUUAAUAAAGUUAGCGCUUCAUAUACGAGUGGAUACCUUGAUUCGAUUCUAUUGCGCGAAUUAACCAUGUCUAUGUCGACUUCACCGUCUACUGCCUCCCAGUAUCUGAAGGAGAGGUUGCAGAAGCUAAAGAUAUAUGGAGUUUCAGACCUUAUGCAGCACAUCGACACGUUCAAAGAAACAAUGGGUGAUACAGUGAACGUGAAAAUUGAUGACUUAAAUAAUUUAUCAGUCUUGUUUUGUUCUCUUCCCCCUCUGUUGACAGCACUUACGUGUAAGAUAGAGAAGGUUGAUGCUUCCUUGCGCUUUCCUCAUGAACGUUGGCCCGAAGUUAUCUCGUGGAAACCUAGAGCUUUCCUUUACCACAACUUCUUGAAAAAUGAAGAAUGUGAGCACUUGAUUAGCCUCGCGAAACCUUAUAUGAAGAGGUCACGGCUGCGUGAUCCAGGAAACGGAGGGGGAGACGAAAGCAGCGCGAGGACGAGCACGGGAACUUUUAUUGGAAGAGGACAUGACAAAAUUGUGGAAGAGAUUGAGAAUAGAAUUUCAGAAUUCACCUUCCUCCCUGUAGAAAAUGGAGAAGGUCUUCAAGUAAUCAAUUAUGAAGUUGGGCAGAAAUUUGACCCUCACUAUGAUGGAUUCGGAAGACUUGCUACUUUCCUUAUGUACCUGUCGGACGUUGAUGAUGGAGGAGAAACAGCCUUCCCUAUGUCCAGUGGAAGACUAUCUGUUUCAGCAAAGAAGGGAGACGCAGUACUCUUCUGGAACAAGAGGCCUGACGGGUCUCAAGACCCUUCGAGUUUGCACUGUGGUCGUCCAGUAAUCAAAGGAAACAAGUGGGCAUCAACUAAAUGGUUUCACCCUCAGGAAUUCAAAGGCUCCUACAAAACACAACAAUACAAUCCAAAAGGAUUCAUUCACAAAAAGUGAUGUCACUGGAGUUAACCCUUUCUCAGUUGAAAAGAAAAUAAGAAACCUAUUGUUUCGUGUUUAUCUAAGAAAAUAUAUUGUUUUUUCCAGUUUUUUCACCAUGAAAACAUGAUUUAAGAUUCUAUCAAUGCGUCUUACCCAUCAUUUGGGUGGGGGGUCGUUAAACAAAA